UACCAAAGAAGUUUGUUACCUUACUUUGUAUCUGGGUACCAUCCACAUAUCGCAAAAAUUGAUGAAAUCAUUCUGACGAAAACGAAAUGUUACGCAUUCUUCGGGAAGACAGAAGAAGACCUUCAUCUUUACAUAAGGAGGAAGCAGAGACUGGAUGAGAGUGAGGCCAGGAGGUACUUCAAGCAGAUCGUUGAAAGUGUUAAGCACUGUCAUGAAAACAAUAUCAUUGUCAGGGAAAUCAAACUGAGAAAAUUUGUUUUUGCUAACAGUGAUAGAGAACACAUCCUUCUAAGCAACUUGGAAGAAGGAUUAGUUUUGGAAAACGAGAAAAGUGAUCACCUGUACAACAAACAUGGCUGCUUAGCUUACAUCAGUCCGGAAAUUCUUUACUCCUGUGAUGGUUAUUCAGGUAAAGCAGCAGAUGUUUGGAGUCUUGGUGUGAUUUUAUACACAAUGGUUGCAGGGCAGUAUCCUUUCCAUGAUAAUGAAAUAGUUACUUUAUUCAAGAAGAUUCGAAGUGGCUUCUAUAGGCUUCCUGCUUGUCUUUCUCUUGAAGUAAAAUGCCUCUUGAAGAAUCUUCUUCGAUUGGAGCCUUCAUCUAGAAUGUCUGUCGAUGAAAUUUUGUCUCACCCAUGGUUCACUCAAGAUGAGGAGAAGUUGACAAGAUUGCUUAAUAAUUCAUCCGCAAAUUCAGCGUUAGAUGACCAAAUUGUUCCUGUCUGUUCUCAGUCUCUUCUUGAUUUAGAAGAUUUAUUUACAAAUAAUAAUUUAUCAGUAAAAACAGAUUAA
This is a messenger RNA of Helobdella robusta, 789 nucleotides long. RefSeq lists its product as hypothetical. The transcript has 2 exons. The record is from RefSeq and is a predicted model, not a curated record. Gene Ontology annotation, biological process: regulation of MAP kinase activity; protein phosphorylation; positive regulation of proteasomal ubiquitin-dependent protein catabolic process. Gene Ontology annotation, cellular component: nucleus. NCBI's taxonomy places the organism in Eukaryota, Metazoa, Annelida, Clitellata, Rhynchobdellida, Glossiphoniidae. Gene Ontology annotation, molecular function: ATP binding; protein kinase activity; mitogen-activated protein kinase kinase binding. The annotation marks the transcript as partial.